AUGAAAUCGAAUCUCCAGCGUCUCGAAUUCGAAAGCGAAGCCGAAUUCAAGGAAAUGAUGACGGCUUGUUGGGAAGCAUUUGAGAAUCCUUUCAAUUCCUAUCUUCGAAUAGUCUAUUAUCUCAAAGAUGACUCCCCGCAGGAAAGAGAGCGAUCUAUCCAGGUAGCCACAGAAUCUGCUCUAAGACACCAUACACAGAGAUCUCCCAAUAGUUAUUGGAUGAAAAUAACUGAGUCUACGCAUAAAAAGUUGGUCGGAGCUGCAAAUUGGAUUUAUUUCCAAGAAAAUUCAGACACUAUCAAUAAUGCAAACCCAGUCGUUGCUCUUUGGUGGCCAGAGGGAAUCGGUCGAGAAUAUGCCAACAAUUUCAUCCGACAAAUUGAGGCCCAUAAGUAUUACCUACAUUGUAAUCGACCAUACUUGCUCUUAAACAUCGCGUUCACCAUUCCGGAAUUUCGAAGGAAAGGUGCUAUGAAAUUGGUGAUGGAUUGGGGCAUCAAAAAGGCUGAUGAAUUAGGUGUCGACGCAUAUGUAGAGGCGACCGAGACGGGAAGAUUACUAUACGAAAAGUAUGGAUUCAUGACAUACUACAAGGUGGUGGUGAACACCAGUAUUGAAAAUCCAAGUACGACUUGGAAAGAUCUGGAGGAAACACUGUCUCCUGAGCCUCAGUACUUUAUGUGGCGACCCAUUAAGGGGUGA
Messenger RNA from Botrytis fragariae, 702 nucleotides. Its product is annotated as putative gnat family protein. The record is from RefSeq and is a predicted model, not a curated record. Lineage: Eukaryota; Fungi; Ascomycota; Leotiomycetes; Helotiales; Sclerotiniaceae. The coding region runs from base 1 to 702 and encodes 233 amino acids. The transcript is spliced from 3 exons.